AUGGCAUCCACCACAUUAUGCAAGAAAGAAAUCUUAACAGACAUCCUAGUUAGACUACCUGCAAAAACCCUCCUUCGGUUUCUGUGUGCAUGCAAGUCAUGGAGUGAUUUGAUUAACAGCUCGAGUUUUAUCACCACACAGCUUAACAGGAAUGUCACCAAACACCUCCAUGUCUCUCUACUUUGCCUCCACUACCCCGAUCUCAAACGUCCUUUCGAGUUCUACGAACAUUAUGAGGACUACCCAGAUCUUAAACGAGAAUUGGAAUGGUCACUUUUCUCCAACAAAACAUUUGAGCAUUGCUCCAAGUUAAACCAUCCCUUGGGUAUCAAGAAAGAUUAUAGGGUAUAUGGCUCAAGCAAUGGCCUAGUUUGCAUUUCGGACGACAAAUUGGACACCAAGAGCCCUAUACACAUAUGGAACCCCUCGGUUAGGAAAUUUAGAACCCUUCCAAUGAGCACCAACCACAACGUUAAAUUCCGCUACAUUGCUCUCCAAUUCGGGUUCCACCCUGGGGUUAACGACUACAAGGUUGUAAGGAUGUUGUGCGUCCACAAAGACAAUGCUUUUGCGGUCGAAGUUUAUAGUCUCAGCACAGACUCUUGGAAGAUGGUUGAAGAACAUCCUCUUUGGUUAAAAUGCACUUGGCAGAACCAUAGAGGCAGCGAAAAAUUCAAAGAGUUCAUAGCACCGGAUGCCAUUAGCUGUUGGUCACGGCUGUAUAUUGAGGUUUACAAGGAUCAAAUUUGCUUGCUUUAUUAUUUGAGACUGUUUCAUUGUGAGGAAGAAGGCAUGUCACAAAUUGAGUUUUGGGUUCUGCAAGAAAAACGAUGGAAACAAAUGCGUCCUUUUAUUUAUCCCUCCAACGACUACUUUGUAGUCGGGUUUAGUAUAGAUAAUGAACUAUUAAUGGAGAGAAGCAAUUAUGGCAAUGCUCUGUAUUUGUGCAACUAUGAAUCCAAGCAAGAUCGCGAGACAGGGAUUGAGUUGGCCAUCUCGAGAAAUGACCCUGAGCAGCUCUUGUUUGUAUUUACCUACAUAGAAAGUUUGAUUUUACUCAAUUGUUAA
Molecule: messenger RNA, 1068 nt
Organism: Prunus dulcis (almond)
Lineage: Eukaryota; Viridiplantae; Streptophyta; Magnoliopsida; Rosales; Rosaceae
Product: putative F-box protein At5g52610
Exons: 2
Coding region: 1-1068 (355 amino acids)
Molecular function (GO): protein binding
Source: RefSeq, a predicted model, not a curated record